AGGAGGAGGAAACAACCUCAUGCAAAGCUGGACUAAAGAGAAAAUACCCUGAAACUGUGGAAAGUCUCUGUCUGACAAAAUGCCAUCCAGAAGAAAAACAGCCACAUUUACAUCCGCUUUUUUUACCUGCCUUUGCUCUUUUGUGAUGAUUUGUGUUGUGCUGGCAACCCAGCACUGGAUGAGUAGCGAGAUUCGCUUUUCUGGCACAAACUCCAGCGUGACCAUAAGCCUCACCUAUGGACUUUUUAGUGGUACCUGCGAACAGUUCGUUGAUGUGGGACUCCAGAUUUCGGAAAAGACUUUCCAAGUUGCAGAUAACCUGAGCAACACCAAGGCAAAAAGCAUGAUCACUGCGAUUAUUGUGAUUCUGGUUCUCGGUUUACUGAGUUCCCUUCUGAGUUCUGGAUUUACCUGCACUAAUGCUGUCAGUAAUCCCUACCAGACGUUUUUGGGAGCCACUGGAAUCUACACUUGGAAUUCCUUGUGCGGAAUCUUCAUUCUUACAGUCAUGAUACUUUUUCCUGUGAGCAUAGAGGAAAACGGCCUGUCUGUAGAACUGGCCAAUGGAUGUUUUUCUUUUCUGCAGACACAUACCAAAUCUGUACACACUUAUGGAUAUUCAUAUUGGAUCAUGCUGCUCAUCAUUUUUCUGAACAUUGCUUCUAUCAUCAUCAUAUAUUUCUAUGACCACGCAAGAUAUUCUAAGAAAAAAGAACAGGAAAGACCCAUUGAAAAUGCACCAAAAGACGUCAUUCUGUUCUAAGGAUGCCACUGAAAAAAGGAUGUAAAGGAAAAUGACUAUUUAAUGUGGCCAAUUCUGGCUGAUCAUUUCCAUUGAAGUUGACUUGUGUAUAUAGUUCAAUUAACAAAAUCAUCUAUCGUGUCUUCAUUUUAUCUUUAUGCUGGGUAUUAGUAUAACACUUAUAAGCUUCCAUAAACAUACUGCCUAAGCACCUCUGGGUAGGUAUGGCCCAAAGUGCAUGAUAUCCCAGGGCCGUCCCAUAGGAACGAACCUCAUGCACCUUGCGGCUCCAUAAUUCCCAGAGGAAUCGCUAUGAAAACAUGCUCCUAGGAGGGUUCCUGCUGUCUGUACCACCUCUGCCUGCCUUUCCAAGAGGAUUGUCACCCUCUUGCCCAUGCAGCAUGGAGAGGUUGGUUUGCAUCUCUGCUUUCUGGUUAUUUCUGGACCACAGGACAGACCCAUGGUGGCUGCCUCAGCUCUCUGCAGGGGUGCACCAACAUUGGCACGGCAUGAAUGCACUUCUGCUUCACCUUCUGGGUCCGAAUGGGAAGACUGGAGACACUGUUUUGGUUGCGUAUGUCAUUUGUGAUCUUAAGGGCAGAAAUAGUGCAAACACCAGGAACGGUGGGGAUGGUGAGAAAUGGUCAUGAAGGUAUCGAUGCUUUGGUUUGUCCUGCCAUUCCUACUACAGUUCUUUCCCUGUUUAAGGGUUUUCUCCCCCAGGUCCCUGCGGCACUGCCCUGGUGACUGUGGGCAGGCUCGCAGGCUCCUGUUCAUGGGCAGGAAAGUGAGCACUUGGGCAAAAUUGCUUUUGGUCAGUCACCUUCACAUCAAACCUCCCAACAGCACUGCCCCUGCUUCCAUCCAUGGCUGGGGUGCCAGACAGGGCAGCAGGAGCAAGAGGAAGGGCCAUGGGCAGCAGAAGACAGCAUAGGAGCCCAGUAUCUGCAAGAUUUUAAUUUGUAUAAACAUUAGCAAAAUUCUAGUUCAGGCUGUUUAUAGACCUUUGAUUACUCUUGACAGCAAACGGCAAAGCUGCACCUGGAGCAGGUGUGGCCACCCACCCGCUACUCCAGACCAUCAUUGCGCCCCCCACAAAAGCCAGAGAGCGGGCUGUAUUAGCGAUGAUUUAUGGCCAGUACCCUCCCUAUGCCUGGUUUAAUUAGUAUUUAAUAUGCAGACAAAGACACACAACUGCAGAACUGCACAGAAGUGGGAAGCUCCCUUCCUGCCCCCCCGAGGGAAAGCAAGCAGAUGAAGGUGACCUUGGGACAGAUGCCAUUGUGUGAAGUCACGCUUACCGCACGUGCCGCAGGAGAAGGGCACCAUGCAAAAAGGUGGUCAGAACCUUCUGCUCCUUUGCUCCUCAUCUUUGCAGCUAGGAGAGAAUUUUUAUCACAUCAUUUUCCUUUACAAUAUGUUUUUCAGUCAUGCUUGAUAGCUGUCCUGUGAUGCAAGUGAAUGUUUGUGGAGAAAAAAAAGCAUUUCUGAAGAGGUGAUGAGAAGAUACAAGAGGUGACUUCUCACUAUUUAUGUGCAAAAAUAAAGUUUUGGGAUUAAAGUGCCCAAUACUUUAUACAGCUGUGCUCUUUCAAAGGGAUCAAAGCAGAGGGCUUUUCCAUCCUGCUUAAGCAUUUGACUAAAAGUAUGACAAGGGCAGAGUGGGGAAAAAUAAAAAUAAAAGAGGGUUUCUAAGACUUGAGGGGCAACACAGGUCAACAAAAUAAGAGAUGCUUUCUGCUCCGCACUGCUGACAAGAACCAUGCCUAGAACUGCUUUUCAGUGCUGUAAACAUUGCAGUUAAAUCAUCAGAUACCGUGCACCCGCGAGCUAAGCUGGAGGAAAGCCAAACAUUUGCCAGUUUUGCUUUGGCUGCAAAAAUUUUCACACAGUUUCAGCAUGCAUCUGUCACUGUUGUACUCAGCCAGCAUCCAUCACACAA
Molecule: messenger RNA, 2684 nt
Organism: Falco peregrinus (peregrine falcon)
Lineage: Eukaryota; Metazoa; Chordata; Aves; Falconiformes; Falconidae
Gene: CLRN3
Product: clarin 3
Exons: 3
Coding region: 80-763 (227 amino acids)
Source: RefSeq, a predicted model, not a curated record